CUCAGUGGAAAAUCCUAGACCGGUUGGCACAUUUCUGAUCCACUUCAACAUUAUCGACCUUGUAAAACUGACAUCGCCGGUGUUUAAAUGCGCCAAGGACUCAUUUUAGAUGGUAGCCCAGUUCUUUACAUAGGUACACGAUGCCGAGCUUUAUCAGAUUAUUAUAAAAAUUUACACAGGUACAGAGCUAGCAGGUUAGCUGGUUCAAAGCGCCAGGCUGCUGGCGUUAACAGGCACUGCCACUAAGACUUCAAGGAAGCCGCUUCACCAUUCCUCGUAUCUCGGAUCGGGAACAAAUCCAGCUGUUUUUCAAAAAAAAAAAAAAUUGUUUUUUGCGGGACGCGUUCUCCUCUUUUGGUGUUUUGGCGAGCAUGGAGCUGUUUCAAGCUAAAGAUCAUUAUAUUCUCCAGAGCGGAGAUAACGCGCUGUGGUGCAACAGGACAGAUGGAUCUAUGACCGUGAGACCUGCAACUGACCUGCUGUUGGCCUGGAACCCUGUCUGUUUGGGACUUGUGGAGGGUGUUAUUGGAAAAAUACAGCUUCAUGCUGAUCUUCCUUUGGGCCUGAUUCUGAUUUGCCAGAAAGCACUGGUGGGCCAGUUGCCAGGAGACCACAACGUGUACAAGAUCACCAAGAUAGCAGUCAUUCCACUCUCUGAGGAUGAACCACAAGAUCUGGAAUUAGAGCUUUGUAAAAAGCAUCAUUUUGGAAUCAACAAACCUGAGAAAAUCACCCAGUCACCGGAUGAGUCAAAGUUCCUGCUCAAGACGUUGAGUCAGAUCAAAUCUAAUGUUGCCGUGCCCAUCAAGAAAAAGUAUACCCCUGCCUUUCAGGUGAAAGAAAAUAAAGAGAAGGAGCGUCUGGAGAGGCGGCUGCUUGAUGAGCUCUAUAAGAUAUUCAUGGACUCUGAUUCAUUUUACUAUAGUCUGACCUAUGACCUUACCAAUACAGUCCAGCGACAAGGAGCAUUAGGCAACACAGAUUUGCCCCUCUGGAAAAAGGUGGAUGAUAGAUUCUUCUGGAACAAACACAUGAUCAAAGACCUUAUCGACUUGCAGGUGCCUCAGGUGGACUUUUGGGUGAUUCCUAUCAUCCAAGGCUUUGUGCAGGUGGAGGAGCUUGUGGUAAACUACAACGAGAGCUCUGAUGAAGAGAAGAGCAGCCCGGAUACGCCUCUGCAGGUACCCACCUGUGUUGAUGAUAUUCACCCACGUUUUACCGUGGCCCUCAUAUCCAGACGAAGCCGUCACCGUGCAGGAAUGCGCUACAAACGGAGGGGGGUGGACACAGAUGGACAUGUGGCCAACUAUGUGGAGACCGAGCAGCUAAUUCAUGUUCAUAGUCACACACUGUCCUUUGUACAGACACGAGGCUCCGUCCCUGUGUUUUGGAGCCAAGCUGGAUACCGCUACAACCCCAGACCUCGGAUAGAGAAAGGAGAGAGGGAAAUGAUGCCUUACUUUGCCUCUCACUUUGAGCAGCAAGUUGAGAUUUACAAAAAAUUGGUCAUCAUUAAUUUAGUGGACCUAAAUGGACGUGAGAAGAUUAUUGGAGAUACGUUCCUCAAACAAGUGCUGCUGUACAAUAAUCCCAAUCUAACAUAUGUUUCAUUUGACUUCCAUGAGCACUGUCGAGGGAUGAAGUUUGAGAAUGUGCAGACUCUCACUGAUGCCAUCUCUGACAUCAUCACAGACAUGAGAUGGGCCUGGGUGGACCAAGCAGGAGUCAUCUGCCAACAGGAGGGCAUCUUCCGUGUUAAUUGCAUGGAUUGCCUGGAUAGAACUAAUGUGGUGCAGGCUGCUAUCGCCCGUGUCGUCAUGGAGCAGCAGCUGAAAAAGCUUGGUGUAAUGCCACCCGAGCAGCCACUACCCCUCAAGUGUUACAGGAUCUAUCAGGUGAUGUGGGCCAACAAUGGAGACACCAUUAGCCGUCAGUAUGCUGGCACAGCUGCCCUAAAGGGUGAUUUCACACGAACAGGAGAGCGAAAAUUGGCUGGGGUGAUGAAGGAUGGUGUGAACUCAGCUAAUCGUUACUAUCUGAACCGCUUCAGAGAUGCCUACAGACAGGCCGUCAUUGACCUCAUGAUGGGACUUCCAGUUACGGAAGACCUGUACUCCAUCUUCAGCAAAGAGAAGGAGCAUGAGGAGAAGGAGAGCCAAAGAGGAGCUCAGGAGCAGGUCAACCUUCUGCUGCAGACAUACAUGCAGCUGCUGCUGCCUGAAGAUGAGAAGUUCCAUGGUGGGUGGGCCCUUAUCGACUGUGAUCCAAGUCUAAUAGAUGCCACGCACAAAGAUGUUGAUGUUCUUCUUCUGCUGUCCAACUGUGCAUAUUAUGUAGCCUACUAUGACGAGGAAGCAGACAAAGUAAACCAGUACCAGAGACUCCGUUUAGAAGGUCUUGAAAGGAUUGAAAUUGGUCCAGAACCUACUCUGUUUGGAAAGCCUAAGUACUGCUGUAUGCGACUGCACUAUAAGAAUGGGGAGAUAAGCGGUUACUUCCACACACUUAGAGCUGUCACGCGGAAUGCAGAGGAUGAUGGAAAAGACACACUCCAGUGCAUUGCUGAAAUGCUUCGAAUUACAAAGCAAGCUAUGGGGCUUGAUGUCCAGGUCGUUGAGAAGAAAUUAGAGAGGAGACACAGUAAACCACAUGAGGAUAUAAUGGGAAUACAAGGAAAAGCCGUGGACCAAGUCCUUGGGUCUGGUUUGGCUCAAGGCAAAAGCUUCCUUUUGAAUAAGUUCUCAACGCUAAACCAGAAAGUUAAGCAGACAAAGACCAACGUCUACAUCGGAAACUUCAAGCCUUUAGGGAGACUAGGGACCUUCUCAAAGCCUGAGGUGAAAGUGAACUUCCUAAAGCCCAACUUGCAUGUGAACCUCUGGAAAUCCGACAGCAGUUUAGAGACUUCUGAUAGUAAUACUGGUUUGGCAGCCCUGAAAGACCUUAAUGACAAACAUUCUGAAGAGAUCUCCUCUGAUUCGGAUUCCUACAACUCAGAUGUGCAUCCAUGCUCAGGAUCUCGGGAAAAUGUAGACUAUGUGCUUCCUAGCUGUGGAAUUGUAGCAUCUGCACCGCGACUUGGCAGUCGCUCACAAUCUGUUAACAGCACUGAGCUUGUAGUCCCCUCUGUCAUUCGAGUCACAGGCUGUGAUAACAAGACUGCGGACACCUUGUCAGUUGGCCAAGAUGACCAGUCUCCUGGUGCAGCCUCAGAGGCAGAAGAAGCCAUUCUGAUUGACUUUGGGACUCCUAUCGAUGCUUACUGCCACCAAUUCAUCCAGGAUGCCAGUACCAAACCAAUAGAGGUGUUUGAGGAAGUGGCAGUACCACACAAACAGCAAACACCUAAAGGGACCAAGGCCCCAUCAGCUCCAGAUGCAAGGCUAGAUUCUUCACAUUGUCAACCUCAGCUCCCUCGACCAUCUCAGCUUGAGGUGGACUCCUCUGUUCCUGGAGGGAAUCUCCUGACUGUCCAGCCUACAGGCUCUGCCACAUCAUGCGGGUCACAAAAGAGUCUGGAAGGCAACAUAGGACCCUCCCCAGCAGACAGCAAUGGAAGCCGUGUUGUGUCACCCUUUGCUAAGAUCAGGAGCUCCAUGGUCCAGGUUGCUAGUUUGACCCAGGCAGGACUUACCCAAGGAAUAAAUUUUGCUGUGGCAAAAGUUCAGAAAAGCCCAGAGCCAGAUGCUGUCAAUGAAACUCAAGAAAAUGAAUUGCGAGCAAUGUUUACACAAUGCCAGACUAGGAUCAUUCAGAUAUAGUGCUGUCAGCAGUUGUGUUUUUAGUGUUAGAUUGUGACUUCCAGUACUGUAACGGUAGUAUAAACUCAUUAACUAUUAACUUAAUUAAUAUUAACAUGCCACACUUCUAAUUUCGCUUUCAGUUAAUCAAACCAAAGUUUACAGCCAGUGUUGUAGUAUGUAGUAUAUCUAAGGCCAUGUCCACACCAAGACAUUUUUAGGUUGAAAACCCAUUGAUUUUGUUAAAUCUACUUCUCUUAUAUCCACAGAGACAGCAUUUCUUUAAAAGUUCUCUUGUACCACGUACUUCGGAAAACUAUGAUAUCAGGAAACAGAAAAUUUAGUUUUCAACGGAUGAUGUAUUUGUGUGGACAUGGCCUAAGUUUAACCUGACUAAUCCUAAACAUCUAUAGAUUGCUGGUUUGCAUGUUAAGAAAAGGAUAUCUCUGAGGUAGACUAAGGAAGGCAAGUUUAAUUACAUGUCAAAACCCAAGACCUAGAUAUCUCAUGU
Xyrauchen texanus (razorback sucker) is the source of this 4251-nucleotide messenger RNA. It is a transcript of the gene inpp5f, whose product is annotated as inositol polyphosphate-5-phosphatase F. Gene Ontology annotation, molecular function: phosphatidylinositol-4-phosphate phosphatase activity. The transcript is spliced from 20 exons. The record is from RefSeq and is a predicted model, not a curated record. Gene Ontology annotation, cellular component: clathrin-coated endocytic vesicle; early endosome. Gene Ontology annotation, biological process: phosphatidylinositol dephosphorylation; regulation of endocytic recycling. Bases 372 to 3761 code for a protein of 1129 amino acids. Lineage: Eukaryota; Metazoa; Chordata; Actinopteri; Cypriniformes; Catostomidae.